Rhizophagus irregularis DAOM 181602=DAOM 197198 is the source of this 1362-nucleotide messenger RNA. The record is from RefSeq and is a predicted model, not a curated record. NCBI's taxonomy places the organism in Eukaryota, Fungi, Glomeromycota, Glomeromycetes, Glomerales, Glomeraceae.
AUGUCCCUUAAAUUUAUCAAUAAGUUGAAAAAUGAGCAAAAACGAGUUGUUGGACUUGGGUUCCCAUCUAUUUCGACAAAUUUUGGUGAUUUUCCAAUAGAUAUUGCCGCGGAAAUCGGCUGUGAGAUACAUUUAAUCAAGGCGAUAAAAGAAUUUUUGAAAUUACAUAAAGAAUUCGAUUUUAAACUGAUUUUAACUGAACAAGAUUCGAAAGUUUUAAAUGUGUUUGAAUUGAAGUGGAAAGAGAUAAAAGAUGAUUUGGAAGAUUUUAAAUUUCAAACAAAAAAAGGAAAUUUAUUGCAAUUAAAAAGUGAUCUUAGAAUUGAGUGUAGGUUUAUUGUCGUAGAAACAACUUGGAGAAUGAAACCAGGCACAAAUCAGUUAAGCAAACAAAUUUUUGAUGCUCUCGGAUCAAAGCUACAUGAAGAAUUAAAACGGCUGUACCCGAAGCCUGGAAUAGUUGGUGAAGCAUAUCCGGUAAAAGUCCCAAAAGACUCUGAUCUACAUAAAAGCGAAGGCAUUGAGCAGAUCAUUUUUGUAGUAUCCCCAAAUAUGAAUCCAUCGAGACCCGAUCCAGUUUCACUAGAAAAAGCAAAAGAAUUACUUAAAAAAACGUAUGAUUCUAUAUUGAACGCGUUUUGGGAGUUAACAAAUGGACAAGAAUAUCGUUCGAUUACAACCAUAAAGGAUAAUGUACAAGAAGUUUCUGCAUUUGACAUUUUGAUGAAAUCCGCAAGUAAACCUUCGUCUAAAAUUUCUCCUGAAUCAUCAAGAAGAACUCCUUCCAAAGUGGGAAGCGGAGGAUGGAAUAACGUUUUAUUGCCGUAUUGUCAAAAACCCGAAAUGUUUCCAAAAUCUGAAGUUUACUAUUAUGAUAAUGAAUUUGUCAUUAUUUUUGAUAAAUAUCCAAAAGCGAAAAAUCAUUUAUUAGUGAUACCACGAAAACAAAUUGAUAAUAUUGGAGAAUUGAAAAAACAAAAUUUAGAAUUGGUGAGGGCAUUGAAGGAAAAAGGACAGUGGGUUAUUGAAAAAAUGAAACAAGAAAAUCCAAAACUAUUUUUUCGUAUGGGAUUCCACGCUGUUCCAAGCUUAAGACAGCUCCAUAUGCAUGUGAUUUCACAAGACUUUAUUUCGCCUUCGUUGAAGAAUAAGAAACAUUGGAAUUCAUUUACAACGGAAUUUUUUAUAGAUGUGGAAGAAAUCGAAAGAAUAUUGGAAAAGCAAGGAGAAGUUAAGUUUAAUAAAGCAUAUUAUGAAGAUUUAUUGAAAUCACCAUUAAAAUGUCAUUUAUGUGAUGCGAAAUCUAUAAAAUUUAUUCCAGAUUUAAAAAAACAUUUAGAAGAACAUUGGAAUGAAAGUUGA